Molecule: messenger RNA, 590 nt
Organism: Owenia fusiformis
Lineage: Eukaryota; Metazoa; Annelida; Polychaeta; Sabellida; Oweniidae
Source: the annotation of a GenBank genome assembly
UGCUGGCGUGUGCUAUUCACCAUCUGAAAUGGAGGAGAAAUAUUUUGAUUGGCCAGUUUUUUGAAAAAAAGGUAAAAUUCAAUGUAUGUAAUUGUGCUAAAUGCGGUGAACGCCAGAAAAUUUAUUUCAGAGACGAGUGUGUUGAUUGUUUCUGUACAUGGCUCUUCACUCCUAAUCAUGAAGGCUACUUGACAAUAGCUCACAAUUUUAGAAAGGAAACGGCAUAUUGUCACUACAAACCGCCACAGGUUCUACGUCAAGGUUCACGGAUCAUAGUGCUAAAGGACCCAUCCACGGGCGUAGAGUUCAGGGAUACGCUGAAUUACAUUCAACUCAAAUUAGCUGACUUUCCAAAGUGUUUUGGUCUCCAGGCCAAAGGAGAGUUUCCCCAUCUCUCCCACAUAGCCAGAAACAAAAUUAGAACUACCAUGAAGGAAAAUUGCCACCUUUGAAGUUCUACGACCCAGACAGUAUGAUGCCUGAUAAGAAAAAAAGCUACCAAUAGCUUGUGGGAUUUCAAAACAGAACUGGGUAAGUUACAAAACUGAAUAAAUGCUCUAAUACAUUAGACAUAUCGAUUAUAAACGCAC